AAAUUCAGGAUAGGUAGACGCUUUAACAAUGGCUGCGCGCAUGAAAGAUUAUUAACAAUAACAUCUUAAACUAAUAACGAUUAAUCGUAUGAUCAGCUGUUCCGCUGAAGUGCCAUUGUACGAUGACAUCUAUUAUCCGACUACAGCCACUGUCGGGGGCCGAAGAUGAAAGCCCGCCUUGCUACCUACUGCAGGUCGAUGAGUUUCGUUUUCUGCUGGACUGCGGUUGGGAUGAAGACUUCAGUAUGCCGGUCAUGAAGGAGAUCAAGAGACAUGUACACAAGGUAGAUGCGGUACUGUUGACCUACCCAGAUCUUCUACAUUUGGGCGCCCUGCCUUACCUGAUGGGCAAAUGUGGACUCUCCUGUCCGGUGUACGCCACAGUUCCUGUGUACAAGAUGGGCCAGAUGUUCAUGUAUGAUCUUUUUCAGUCCCGUAACAACUCUGAAAACUUCAAUAUGUUCACUCUGGAUGACGUGGAUCAGGCAUUUGAUAAGAUCAUUCAACUGAAGUAUUCCCAGACCGUCAACCUUCCAGGGAAAGGUUUUGGCCUACAGAUUACACCACUUCCUGCUGGUCACAUGCUUGGCGGCACAAUCUGGAAGAUACUGAAAGAUGGGGAGGAGGAGAUUGUCUAUGCUGUUGACUACAACCACAAAAAAGAAAGACAUCUGAAUGGUUGUAUCCUGGAGGGGAAAUACUUUACUCGCCCACAUCUUAUGAUCACUGACGCCUUUAACGCAAACUACAACCAAUCACGACGCAGGGUUCGAGAUGAACAACUAAUGACAACCAUUCUGCAGACAAUGAGACGUGAUGGUAAUGUCAUGGUUGCUGUGGAUACUGCAGGAAGAAUGCUUGAACUCGCUCAGUUACUGGACCAGAUCUGGAGAAACACUGAAUCAGGCCUCACCACGUACUCUCUUGCACUUCUCAACAAUGUCAGUUUCAACGUCAUCGAGUUUGCAAAGUCCCAGGUAGAAUGGAUGAGUGAUAAAAUCAUGCGAGCAUUUGAGGAUCACAGGACCAACCCUUACCACUUCAAGCACCUCAAACUGUGUCACAAUCUCUCUGAGCUGGGAAAAAUACCAGAACCAAAGGUCGUGUUAUGCAGCCAGCCUGAUUUACAGAGUGGGUUUUCUCGAGAUCUUUUUGUGGCGUGGUGUGGGAACCCGAAAAACAGCAUCAUACUGACUAAUCGCACGUCCCCUCGCACACUAGCACGCUGGCUAAUAGAUCACCCGGACAACAAAACUGUCACAAUGGAGGUACGCCGGAGAAUCCGUCUUGAAGGAGCUGAGCUUGAAGAAUUUAUGAAGAAAAAACAUGAAGCGGAGGAAAAAGAAAAGAAAAAAGCUGUCCAAGAACCGGAGGAGUCGAGCGAUGAGAGUGAUGCGGAGAUGGAAGUGGAUGGUGCAGUCCCCGCCCCGAGCACUUCCCGCGCCAAGCAUGAUAUCAUCAUCAAACAAGAGGGCAAAGGUCGUUCAGGUUUCUUCAAACAAGCUAAAAAGUCAUACCCUAUGUUCCCCUACACAGAGGAGAGGAUGAAAUGGGACGAAUAUGGGGAAAUCAUCAGACCAGAAGACUACAUGAUCAGCGAGACAACUGUGUCUGAUGAAACUCUGUCGACGGAGAAGCUUGUUGCUGAAUCUGACCAACUUCAAGAUGUAUCUGAAGUUCCAACCAAAUGCAUUGCCGUGACGGUUACAUUAGAUAUCAAUGCCAGCAUACAGUACAUCGAUUUUGAAGGCCGGACAGAUGGAGAAUCCAUGAAGAAGAUCCUAAGUCAGAUUAAGCCAAGGCAGCUGGUUCUUAUCCAUGGAAGUGAGGAGGCUACGUCAUCGCUGGCGGAAUAUUGUCGCACUACCUCCGGGGUUGUACAGGGAUCUGUCUUCACGCCUAGCAUAGGAGAGGUGGUGGACGCUACUACAGAAAGUCAUAUCUAUCAGGUGAAGCUGAAGGACUACCUUGUGUCCGCGCUCGAGUUCUCCAAGGCGCGAGAUGCUGAGCUCGCAUGGAUUGACGGUAUCAUCAACUUUACAGAAAGCCGACUAGAUAUCGAAACUGAUAUACAAGAAGAUGAUGAGGAAGAUGCUAAACUGUCCAUUGUAAGAGGACGAGAAGGCCUCGAAAACGUGCCCAUCUUGGAGGCUGUUCCUUCUAACCAGAUCUCAGGACACACAGCUGUGUUUAUCAACGAGCCGAAAUUGAGCGACUUUAAGGUAGUGCUGUUACAGGAAGGCAUUCAGGCUGAGUUUAGUGCGGGAGCACUGGUUUGUAACGACACCAUCGCAGUCAGAAGGAACGAGGCUGGACGUAUGCAACUGGAGGGUGCUAUCUCACGUGACUAUUUCAAAGUGCGAGAUCUUUUGUAUAAACAGUACGCCAUUGUUUGACCAAUGCUGAGGUCAUCGUGUUGUUUUUGACGUUCGUUUGGAAAUCACCAUUACUGGAGUGUGUUCAUGAACGUUUAUCUGUAUAAAGUACAAGAGACCUAUAACGUUACAUUUGACGGUAACUAAUGAAGUGGAAAUCAGAGUGUCUUUUUGUUUUUCCAGAUCAGUUUUAUUCGUACAUUUCAUUGUAAAAUGAUUGAACCUAUCAAUGCCGUUUGAAAAUGUCAAAGUAUUUUGUUUUAAUUGGAUGAGUACUCUUUCUCACCGACUCAAGAACAUUACAUACUAAUUUAACAUUACAAAAGACGUAGUCGUUUCAUUCAAUAAAAAUGUAAAUACUUUUUUACUUUUGUAUUUAAGAUCUGAAGUAUAUUGAUGGCAAAAUGUAAAAGUUGUUGAUGUCCUGAACCCAUUUCCUUGAAAUAUCUUAGUAUUCAAGUAUACUGAUUCUGUAAUCAGUUGCUCAAAGCAGGGUUGUCACUAGACGUUGCUUGAAACACUAUAAAGUUCGUCGUAUUUGAUAUGUCAAAUAAAAAUGCAAAAAAUAUUUUGAAUUACAUUCCUUCACACCUAAGCAGCGGACUUAUAUCUUGUUUUAAUAUAAAACUACAAAAAUCGCGCAGUGUCGAAAUAAAAUGGAUCUUAUUUAAAUCUCACUUUAAUAAGCCACUGUUUUUUUAAGAAUUAGGAAAACAAUAACAUUUAAGCUAACA
Molecule: messenger RNA, 3109 nt
Organism: Mya arenaria
Lineage: Eukaryota; Metazoa; Mollusca; Bivalvia; Myida; Myidae
Product: cleavage and polyadenylation specificity factor subunit 2-like
Exons: 22
Coding region: 123-2396 (757 amino acids)
Biological process (GO): mRNA 3'-end processing by stem-loop binding and cleavage
Cellular component (GO): mRNA cleavage and polyadenylation specificity factor complex
Molecular function (GO): RNA binding
Source: RefSeq, a predicted model, not a curated record